Molecule: messenger RNA, 7819 nt
Organism: Chelmon rostratus (copperband butterflyfish)
Lineage: Eukaryota; Metazoa; Chordata; Actinopteri; Chaetodontiformes; Chaetodontidae
Product: cell migration inducing hyaluronidase 1
Exons: 29
Coding region: 214-4284 (1356 amino acids)
Source: RefSeq, a predicted model, not a curated record
CGUGCGCCUCGGACAGGGAAUGGCCGUGUCUCUGCGCUCCGGCACCGGCUGACACACUGACAGCGCUGCGUUCUAUCACGGCACUGCUCCGAGCUGCACUGGACGUGGACUGUACGCUACAGGUGCCUUUGGUAGCCUCCCACUGUGAACUUGGCACACGCACUCUGAAACCCACUGGGAGGUCUGAAGCAACCUUUGAAGGCCUCAGGUGUGAUGCUGGUCGGUGGCGGGCUGAGAGAGAUGAAGACAUGUGUGUUUCUGGCAGCUCUGCUGCUCCCCAGCAUCCAAGCAGUGUGUCCAGAUAAGGAGCCGGGACUGCAGCCCUGGAUGCCAGGACACAGUGAAGACCACCGUGUUACCAUCGGCUAUGGCAGAAAGGUCCUCCUCACAACCUCAGCUACAGUCCACUCCAUUGAGAUUCUCAAUGGGGGAAAGCUGGUGAUUGCUGACACCAACCGGCCCAUACUACUUCGAACAAAACACAUUCUGAUUGGGAACAAAGGGGAGCUGCACAUCGGAAGCACAGACUGUCCUUAUAAAGGCAACCUUACCAUCUCCCUUUUUGGAAGAUUGGAUGACAGUGAUCAGGAACACAGCUACUUUGGGAGAAAGUACAUUGGCGUGGGGACAGGCGGGACUCUCGAGAUCCAUGGAGAAAAAAAGCUGGCGUGGACGUUCCUCAACAAGACUUUCCAUCCCGGAGAGAGCAACCAAAACAACUACCUGUUCCAGAGAAGCUGGGGGAACCGAGGCAUCAUUAUCCACGUAGUCGACCCCAAGACCGGAGAGGUGCUGCACGAUGACAGGUUUGACACAUACCGUAGUAAGGAUGAGAGUCGUCGCCUGGCAAAGUAUGUGGAUGGUGUGCAGGCGGGCCUCAUACUGGCCAUGGUGGUCAAUGACGAGGGCUCCAACAACUUGGAGGACUCAGCCAAGAAGAGUCUCACCAGGCUGGGCAGCCAGCACAUCAACAGCCUGGGAUUUCGACACCCCUGGACUUUCAUAGUGACCAAAGGUGAUGCUUCUACUGUUGUGGAGGAUCACGCUGUCUAUCAAGGAACCAAGGCCUCCUCAGAAGCCCUGAGCUCUCGUGUGUUUCAGACGAGUUAUGGGGAGCAAUUCACCAUCACCACCAGCAGCCAGUGGGUUCAAGAGGCAGAGUGGACGGAGUGGUUUGACAGGGAUGAUGAGAGGGGAUCUGGAGACUGGGAGAAACUGUCUGACCUGCACGAGGCCUAUCCAGACCGUCUGUGUGGCAGCCCGCUGGGCAUCCAGGCUGAAACCCAUGAUGGCAUACCAUCCAACCAGACAGGAGACGUGAUCCAUAAGAAUGACAAAGACUACGGCUUUGUCUGCCUCAACAAAGACCAGGCUCACGGCCUCUGUCGCAACUACAGGGUCCGUUUCCUGUGUGGAAAACUGGUUCGUCCACAGGCCUCCAUCUCCAUCGACAUGUUGACCAACAGCAGCAUCCUAGAGCUCGCUGACCAACCAGAGGGCUGGGGGUCCGGGGAUCAGGUGGUGGUGGCCAGUACCGACUACUCCAUGCACCAGGCUGAAGAGUUCAGCCUGCUGCCCUGCCCUACAUGCACAGCCAACCAGAUCAAGGUCCAAGGUAAGCCCCAGUUCAUCCACAUGGGUGAGGAGGUAGAUGGGGUGGAUAUGAGGGCGGAGGUUGGCCUGCUGAGUCGUAAUAUCCUGCUCCGUGGUGAGAUGGAGCCUGGCUGCUAUGGCAACGAGGCCUGCAAAUUCUUUGACUUCGACACUUUUGGAGGACAUCUGAAGGUGGAGCGGGGCUUCAGGGCAGUUCAUAUUUCUGGGAUGGAGCUGCAACACAUGGGUCAGCAGACAAUGGGACACUACCCGGUCCAUUUCCAUAUGAAUGGCGAUGUGGAUGAGAGGGGAGGCUACAACCCCCCGACCUCCGUCAGCGAUCUGUCCAUCCACCACUCCUUCUCCCGCUGCCUUACCAUCCAUGGCUCCAACGGGCUACUGGUGAAGGAUGUAGUGGGCUAUGACACGCUAGGCCACUGUUUCUUCACGGAGGACGGUCCAGAGGAGAGGAACACCUUUGACCACUGUCUGGGUCUGAUGGUGCGAGCCGGGACCCUGCUGCCUUCAGACAGAGACAGCAAAAUGUGCCGUGACAUCACUGACGGCGCUUACCCAGGAUAUGUGGCCAACCCCCGCCAAGACUGCAGCGCAACUUCAACUUUCUGGAUCGCCAACCCCAAUAACAACCUCAUCAACUGCGCUGCUGCAGGCUCAGAGGAAACAGGUUUCUGGUUCAUCUUCCACCAUGUGCCCACUGGCCCCUCAGAGGGGCUGUACUCCCCAGGACGCACUGAACACACACCUAUGGGCCAGUUCACCAACAACAGAGCCCAUUCCAACUACAGGGCUGGAAUGAUCCUUGAUAAUGGAGUAAAGACCACCCUGGCAAACGACAAGGACAAGAGACCCUUCCUGUCUCUGGUUGGAGCCAGGUAUGGCCCACACCAGGAUGCCGACCCCUUCAAACCCAGAGUCCCUGCUCUAAUCCACCACUUCGUAGCCUAUAAGAACCAGGACCACGGAGCCUGGCUGAGAGGAGGGGAUGUCUGGCUGGAUGACUGCCAAUUUGCUGAUAAUGGCAUUGGCCUCACUCUGGCGAGUGGAGGCACGUUUCCAGAUGAUGACGGCUCUCAUCAGCAAGUGAAAAACUCAUUGUUUGUUGGUGAAAGUGACAACCGUGGGAUGCCCCUCCCUGACAACCGGAUCUGGGGCCCCGGCGGUUCUGACCUGAAUGGCAGAACCCUGCCACGUGGCAUUGAUUUUCCUAUCCGGGGCAUGCAGAUCUACGACGGGCCCAUCAACAUGCAGAACUGCACAUUUCGGAAGUACACAGCACUAGAUGGACGGCACACCAGUGCCUUUGGCUUCAGGCUCAACAACUCAUGGCAGAGCUGCCCCAACAAUAACGUGACUGAUAUCACCUUUGACCACGUACCUAUCACGUCUCGGGUGUUUUUCGGGGAGCCGGGUCCCUGGUUUAAUAAGAUGCAGAUGGACGGGGACAAGACGACCAUCUUCCACGAUAUGGACGGCUCAGUGAGCGAGUAUCCCGGAGCCUUCCUGGUUAAAGAGGACAACUGGCUGCUCCGUCACCCCGACUGCAUCGACGUGCCCGACUGGAGGGCCGCUAUCUGCAGCGGCCGCUAUGCACAGAUCUACGUCCAAACACGUAACCCGGCCAACCUGAACAUGCACAUAGUGAGGAACGAUUACCCUAAUCGGCCCCUGACACUAGAGGGCGCCCUGGGUAAGCGGAAACACUACCAGCAGUUCCAGCCAGUGAUCACGCUGGCCAAAGGCUACACCGUCCACUGGGACCAGGCGGCGCCUGCUGAGGUCACCAUCUGGCUCAUCAACUUCAACAAAAAUGACUGGAUCAACGUGGGCCUCUGCUACCCACAAGGCACCACCUUAACCAUCAUCUCCGACAUCCACAACCGCCUGACCAAACAGACCCGCAAGACAGGCGUCUUCAUGAGGACGACGCAGAGGGAGAAGAUCAACCACUCUCAUGUGGCCAGAGGAUACUACUACUGGGAGGAAGACACUGGCCUGGUUUUCCUGAAGGUGAAGGCCCAUAAUGACAGGGAGCAGUUUGCCUUCUGCUCUGUCAAGGGCUGUGAGAGGGUGAAGAUCACAGCCGUCAUUCCUAAAGGCAGUCCACCCAGCAACUGCAUGGCCCAGGCCUACCCCAAACACGCUGAGCUGCCCGUCGUGGAUGUACCCAUGCCCAGAAAGAUACCCAACGCCGGGCUGAACACACCAGAACACUUCCUGGAGGUCAAACUGGAGUCCUACAACACUCGCUUCUUCCACAUCAAGGAGGACUUUGCCUUUACUGAGGUGAAUGGCAGGAAGUUGUACCAACCAGAAGAUGGGGUGCAGCUAACAGUAAUUGGCGGGCAUGAUGGGAAGGUGGUGGAGAGCAAAGGCUUCAGGAACUCCAUCCUACAGGGCAUCCCUGCACAGAUAGACAACUACGUCAGUGGACUGAGAGACGGUUCCAUCGUCCUCAUUACAUCUAAGGGCCGUCUGGUUACCAGAGGAUCCUGGACCAAAGUCCUGGAGAGACUUGGAGCAGACAAAAGCAUCAAAUUGAAAGAUAAGCUGGCUUUUGUGGGCUUCAAGGGCUCCUUCUACCCUGACUGGGUCCAUCUGGAGGUGGACACCGAUCGAGCCAAGAUCCAUCAGGUCCUGCCUGUCCCUGUGGUCCACAAGAUGAAGCUAUGAGUGGCAGGCAGAGUGGGGAGGACAGCCAACAGACUAUGUAGCCCCCAGAUGCUGACUCACAUAUACUCCCCGAAAUAAAUGUACAGACACACACUUACACAUACACAUACACACUGCCAGCACUACAGAGUCAGUGCUUCAAGCCAUUGGUCCAGGAUCAAGCGGUGUUUUUUCUAGGUUUGGUGGUGAGAAAACUGAUGUGAUUUGGUGUGUUGAAAAGGGGAAGACCCUCUCCCAGGGCUCGCACUGCCCAUGAUGAACUGCAGCAUCAUGGGCAGCCCAUUAGCAGAGGGCUUUACGCUGACAACGCAUCCUCUGGUGGCCAUGGUGGAGGUCUGCAGCUCUUCGGCGACAGUGGCUCAAAACAGCCAGUGGUGUUUACAGAAAUUCGGCUGUCUCCACAGACAUUUAUAGACAUGAUUGAUAUCGGUUCUGUUUCUGACUCAACGUUGUCAUUGCAUUACUAACAUCAUUGUUAUGUUUACAUCAUUUUAGCUCGUUAGAUGAACUAACCAUUGGAUUUGGUCAGCAACCCAUUGCUGCUGUGCUGUCAAAACAUCUGUUUCGCGCUCAGGCUAACAAGGACAUUAAUUCAGUUUCUUGUUAGCUCUCUGACAAAGCCAAACUGACUCCUCUAAAGCUACACCUAGAAAAGCCUUAGCAUAGACAAAGGGGCUAAAGACAGUUCAACCUUUGACAUUUUGUUCUUCGUCUGUCUGCUGAAGGUCUUUGCGAUUGGUUUACCCCAGGACUCUGACAUCUACAGCAAAAAUGUCAAUACCCUUUAGCGUUAGAUGACAGUGCUGUUAGGUGAUGCUGUUGAGGUCAGGCUGUACUUGGACUUAGGUAGUUCAUACAUUGUCCUAAAGGCAAAAUGAACAGUCUCACAUUAAGGCAGAAUGAAAGGUCUGCUGUUAUUAAUAAGGGCAACAUGCGAUGAGUGUGCCCCCUCCAAUAAAGCUGUAAGAUUUCACAGUCCGACGGUGCUGUUCAGUGACUACAUGCACAAACUGUAGCACAGACCCAUCGUCUGUAGCUCCCCUGAAUGGCCAUUACUCCUGUUCUGCGACCUUGGCAGACUACCAGGUGGAAUCUGUCUCCUGACCCACUUUUGUCUCAAUCCCAUUCAAAAAGAAAGAGCAGCACUAGCAACUCAUUUUUGCACUUUCGCAAAAUUUUGGCCCUCUUUGGCACUGUUGUGCAAACAGCUAUGAGUAUCUAGGGAGAGCUUUGUCGCCUCUGGUUUGUCUCUGUGACCCAGCAAGGCUCCUGACCUGGAAUGGACAAACAACCAGUGUGGACUCAAGGCCUGGGUGAACUUGAAAACAAAUUAGUUUGUGUCGUCUGACCACCUCUUGUCAUGGAGAGGAUCAUGGUGCAAUAAUAUGAGUAAUGGUGCAGAGAGAUAAUGCAGUUGGUUAUGCAGGGUUUAGACUUAACUGGUACUGAAAGAGUUAGACCAGCUACACAGAACUAGAGAUGAGCAGUGAGACGCCUGUUGAGCAGUGUUGCAGCUUCAGUGGACGCACUUUGCUGCUGGCAUGCUGCAGCAGAUGUGUUGUCUGUACCCCGUUUAUUUUUCACUCAGAGCAACGUUGGACAGGUGCCCUUCCCCAGAUACAUCCUCCAUCUCUUGCCAGUAAUCCUGAAACUUUCCCAGGCCAUGUGGGAUAUAUAAACCCUCAAGCUUGUUCUGGGUUCUGGUCCCGGGGUCUCCUCCCACUGGACGUGCCUGAAAUGCCACCAGAUCAGAUGGCUGAACCAGCUCAACUGACUUCUUUCAAGAACUCAACUAAAACCAGCCAAUAACAGAUAGAGCAACUUCAAUUGGAACAGGGAAGACUGUAACCACUAAUGAGCAAUGUACAGCCGAUUGGGUAAAAAGUUUUAAGGGGGUUCAAACACCCAGUGACUCCCCAGUGAGAUGGAAAAACAGUCUUGGGUAGGUUGUCCAACCAAUAGCUACGUCUGUUACGGGUCUAUGUAGAGGCUCACAGAGCUGGAGUUAUAAAUGACUCUAACUUACCUCCUACCAAUGACAAUCAUACACAAAUAUUUUGGAUUAGCAGAAAACACGAUGCCAUCCACUUUAGAAUUCACACAUAUGAUUUAUAUUCAGCGCCAGUGCUCUGCCAGUGCAGAGAUGUAUAACAACUACAAGUUUAUGCAAACCAUUGCCAAACUGACCACAACGAGACGCAAAACCACCACAACUUGAAAGUUCAUGUUUUAAGUUAACAAGAAGCCGCUUUACAAAGUGGUUUGACAGCCCCAAAGUUGUUUUCAGUCCAGCUUGGGCCACACCACAGUUCAUUUUACAGCUUUCACACCAGUUUAACCAAACUGAGUUUGUUUGAACUUGUGCUCAGCUCUAAUUGUUUAUAGUGUCACGCCCCGUCCUGCACUGGCAUGGAGCACGAGAAAUCUACAGAAAUCUGUAUUACAAAGAGCUGUGUGUGAUUGUCGUUUGUUGGAGACUAGGUAACCUCCAUAUUAGAUAUAUCAGAUUAUUCCUUUUUUAUUCCUUUUUCACAUUGAUCAUGUCCAAGAGUCUCUUCUUGCUGACUGGCUGUUUGAUAUUUACAUAUUAUCAACUACUACAACCCUCCAGUGGACCUCCAUGAUGUCAGCCACGGUUGCUAGGUCAUUUAUGAUGCAAAUGCACAGCCUUUAUAUGAACAGAGGGAGCAAAUACUAAGUGUGGGCCAGCUAAUCAAACGCAUGUAUAAUGUAUGUGUAUCAUCCUACCCAUGCAGGUCUCUGUGCUGUGUGACAGAUGUAAAAGUUGACUGGUUUUACGUCUUGCAGUGUUUGACUAAACUGUUUAAAGAAAGAAAAGAGAAGAAGAAAAAAACAGAAACAUUCCUUGUUUUGCAUUAAGACCUGUGGUUGUUGUUUCAUUCCAAGCGCUUGAUAUUGUGAUGUUUUCCUCCCAUGUUUUUUUCAUAUCAGUGUUUGUGAUCCAUCCGUCUGUGUUUUUGGAGUGAACCAGCAAGAAGCCAAUAAUAAUACAAAAUAUUAAAUUAGCAACUGAAUGUUAAAUCAGGGAGUUUUUAAAUGUGCAAUUUCCCUAUUUGAAAAUGACGGAGAAAUCUUCGUUUCAAUCUGGCAGAAAAAAGGAUUCCCCCUUCCUUUGCCGAAAUAGCUGGUCUUUUUUCGGAGGUUGUAGCAGUAAUUUAGUGUUUUGUAUGUUUAAUGUGUUUUUAAAAAUCCACAGAUUGCUAAGAGAUAUAUUUUAUACUUAUUUAUUGUACAGACGCAGUUGAUCCAAAUCUUCAAGGGACAUCUUUUGAGUUCUAAUGUAAUUACUGUCCUGUAUGUAUACUGUAUGUAAGACACCAUUAUAGCUCCAUUUUAAAAGAUUUAUACCAGACACGCUGCAGACAUGCGCAUGACUCUUGGUAUAGUUGGCUUGUUUUAACUGUACACCAAAUGGAUUUGUUGUAUAUGUGGCUUACGCUUGUAAAGUAAUGAAGCUCCACUCUUUGAAUUUCUUUGAGGACUUUUGUACAGAAAUAAACGAUGCUGAACAGUU